UACUGAUCUCAAUUUUAAAGCAGCCAUAACUUUCUUAUUGCUUCCGAUUUCUAUCAAACUUUUACCAUUCUGUUUUAUUGAUUUUGCUCCUUUCCAACACAACAUUUUAUGACCAAAGCUGGAUUUCCCUUUAAGUCAGCAUUUUAAGUUUGAUUGCUUUGUGAAACACGUAGGCCUAGUCAUACAAUUCCAGUCAACAGAUUGGGGCAUCCAUCAAGUACUCACUUGCAGGGUAGCAAUCUCUUCUAUACCAAAUGGGCAUGACCAUGUUCUUUAGAAAUUGAAAAAGGCUUCCAUUUUAUACUUGCAUACAUGUAUUUCUACAUGAAUGGUGACAGGCCUUUGAAAUCAACUCAUUCUUAUAUUCUGUAUGAAUUUCCAUUCAAGCGUGAGGUCAUAUGAUUAAAAAUGAGAAUGGAAUCAGCAAAGUUUGGAUGUAAUAUUUAUUCUAGUAAGCCAGUCUGCCUAAACAAAAAAAAUGAUGUGUAUAGAAAGCAAAAUCAAACAAGCAUAACAUUGGAAAUAAGUAUCAAGGGUGGAGGGGAAUUAGUCACAAGUACCUGUUGUUAGAAAGGAACUUUACUCUUGUAAUUUAUGCAAAUGCAUCGAGAUGGGUUCUAAAUCGUAACAAUUACAUACAUAACAUUCCACUUGGCUUUAUUUUCGGAAGCCAAGUACCAGUUUUGGAUUUAUAAAUAUACUGGUUUAUAAAGCACAUACAUAAAUGCUUUAUGGAAUAUAGGACAUCAGAGAAAUUCUCAAAAUGAGCACUAUACAUAUCACUCAGUUUUUGUACCAGAGUCGAUUAAAGGAAAAUUAUAUUCUUACAAAAAGUUCAAUAUUUGAAUAUGUUCCGUUCAUUUGCGCACAUUUUAAUGUCCUGUCAUUUAAUCCAUGAAUUACAAUCUUCCAUGUUAGGUACUUUGCUUGCAAUGCAUGUUUCUGUAUGUUUUAUUUGCAGUUGAAAUAAUUAAGAAUUUACAAGAGUUUACGUUCCUUCACAAAACGCAUUUAAUAAGAACCCAUUGAAAGGGACAGUGAACAGAAUACCGCCCCUGAUAUUUGAGUUUUCAACAACUUAUUACUCAUAUGUUCUGUUAUCUAACUACCUGGUAAGCAGAUAACCUAUCACUGCAUGAUAUAAAGCAUGGACUCAGAAGAAAGCAGCUUGACCCCUCUCCUUCAUUAUAACUCCCUUGUAUUAGAGUUUCUUGGUGCAUGUUUAUGCUUCCACUUUUCAGACCAGAAUCAGCAUUUUCAUUUUUGAUUAGUCCAAAACAUGGUUGCAUCAUCAGCAUGCUUAUUUUCACGCUUUCAUGCUUACUUAAACAAUGUUUCAGAACACCGAUUGUAGUAAACUUACAAAAAGGUACGUUUCAAAACGUUGUUUGACCAGAAUCAGGAUUUCUGGGGAAGUAUAAAAAGAACCACAAUCGUAAACGUGUUUAAAUGAGGUCAUUUGGUACAUGCUUCCGGUGAGAUGAAAAUCCAUGGGCAAAUACAGUCCCAUGGUUCUAAAAGGGAAUUACCUCACACAUCCCUGGUUCUAAUAAUGACCAAUGCAUAUGUGAUUAUCAAGUGAAGUACUGUACUACUUAUCUAUUUUGCCAUAAUCUCGAUGUAUGUUGAGGGAUUUACAAAAAAACCCGUUUGAUGAGGAGAUAUCGCUAAGCCAGAAGCCCCAGAAGCAUGAAUAAAUACUUUAAUAAUCUUUAUUUUUAGAAAUUUAUAUCCUCACCAUGGAUGAAAUUCUAUGGCUACGUCAAGUAGCUCCAUGCAAUUACUAAAAGAUCAGAAAUUGUUCGAAGUUUGAAUAAUAGUCGACCAUAACAACACUCGGAAAACAAUAACUUUUGAAAAAAACUUUCCUGCUCAACAAAGAUAACGAUGCAAAGCCAGCUGCAAAUCGCGAUUUCGCCUCUGAAAAACAAAGCAUAAACAGCACUCCCAGGACCAUGUUUGCGAUCUGAAACAACAUUUGAAAACGCUGAUUCCGUCUCAGCAAUGAAAGCAUAAACACACCCCUUCACAACAUGCAAUACAAAUACAGCAUGACUUGCUGCAAUAAAGCAGACUUUGCUCUGUGUACAAUUGAGAUUGUACGAAAUACUCUGUGUUGUUCAGCAAUACUAUACAUGAAGGUAGCAGAACUAGAGCAGUGAGAUACCAAUUAUUAUUUUCCUACAACUCACUAUACAUAGGUCUAUAAUGGGGAACCCUCUUCGGCUCUUCACUAUCACAGGCCUGUUUUAUCUGCCCUUUUUCCUACUUGGAGUACUAAGGGGCAUUCUUGUUCUUCUACUGUCCCUGGUCUUCAAAGGACCACGAUGGGUGUUUCAUCAGAAGACCAGGAACUCACGACCACCUUGCAUGGAGGACUCACAACUUGGCUCCCAUAAAUUUGUUACUGUAAAGGAUGUAAAGCUUCAUAUUGUAGAGUCAGGUGAUCCUAACAAUCCUUUGAUGUUAUUUCUACAUGGCUUUCCAGAAUGCUGGUAUGCAUGGAGACAUCAGAUUAGAGCAUUCAAUAAAGAUUAUCAUUGUGUAUCAUUUGACAUGAGAGGAACUGGUGAGUCAGAUGCCCCACUACCCAAGAAGUUCUACAGUCUAGAUCAACUCACUGAAGACAUUCAUAAACUGAUUGGUAUAUUGGGUCAUGAUUCCUGUAUCCUGGUAGGGCAUGAUUGGGGUGGUAUGAUCGCCUGGGACUUUGCUACCCGUUACCCAGAACAGCUGAACAAACUAAUCAUUAUAAAUGCAGCUCAUCCCAAUAGAUUCAGAGAACUCUUUCAAAGCUACUACUUACCUCAGCUGUGGCGCUCAUGGUAUGUGUUUUUUUUUCAACUACCAUAUUUGCCAGAGAUUUUGCUGUCAAUGGGUGACUAUAUGAUACUCCAGAAACAUUGCAUGAAGGGCCCAACAACUGAGGAAGAUAUAGAAGCCUCCAAGUACGCUCUUUCAAGACCAGGGAGAGUGACUACAUUUCUAAACUACUACAGGAAUGCAGCACAUGAAUUUUUCCAUGGAACAGGAUACGUCACCACACCUACUCUUCUCAUCUGGGCCACAUCACACUAUGCUCUUGACAACAAGCUGGUGGAUAAAACAGAAAGACUUUGCCGUCAAUUACUUGUAGAAAGAAUAGAAAAUGGUGAUGUGCUGGUGCACCAGGAACAGCCGGAUACUGUCAACAGACUCAUGAAAAAAUAUCUUGCAGAUUAAUUUUUUCAAAUAUGCUUUCCUGGAAAUAGCUUAAGCAAAGUUUAGUACAAUUUCCUCAUCAAUAGUCUAGUCAAUGUUUUUUUUAUCAAUUCUUUGAAAUAUUUCUCUUUAGUUUUGCAUAUUACCAAUAUACAAUAAUGAAUAAUAAUAUUUGUUGGUGAAUCGCUACCUACUAUUAUCAUCUAUAUAGAGCUUUUUAACAUAUUUUGGUCUGCAUCAAUUGCCCUUGUAGUAUCAGAGCAUAUCCCUAAAAAGGACCGAAAUCCAACGAAUAUUCCAUAAGCUCCUGUACAAAAUUUGUCAUUGAAUACGAGACCAUAUUCAACAGUCUAGUGCGCAUGCGCGAAUGCAUGAAAUAUACAACGCGUACAACAAUGAAACCAAUGCAAUGCAUAGAGCACAAUGACACUCACUGAUGUCAUAAUGAAAUGUACGUAAGUCAGUCACAUUACAACAACAAAAUUUAUCCUAAUGUGAUGAGUGAUAUGACUCAUUCAACCAAAUUCUCCCUCUCUUUUAUUUGGGGGGGGGGCGGUGGGAUAGAUAUUGGAUGGCUUAUUUCAUGGAAUACCAGAAAUAUGCCGCUUAUUAGGGCCAAUAUUCCACUCAUCUAUGAUUCGUGGAAUAUUUGCCCAAACUCUUAUGUCUGGUAUUCCAUUCUGAGCCAUCCAAUAUAAUAUAAAUAAAUCAUAGUCAAGUUAUAUGCCUACAAGUAAAAGCAAAUUACCAAAGUUAAACUAACAUCUUUUAGGGUUUACUGGUUAAUUCCAUAAAACAGUAGAUAUUUAUGAAUUUAAAGAAUCAUUAAUAAUCCUAGAUAAAGGUAAAUUUGGAAAUGGAAAAGUGGGGUUUAAAUGGAGGGCAGAAUAAAAAGAAAAUCAGUUAAGACAAGGUUAUUCAAAUUGAUUAUUUCAAUGAACUAGGCCUGACAACUCUUGUACAUUUGGAGAGGAUUCUCGGUCAUUUUAAAACUAUCCUUCUUCCCCAAUUAACUUAAAUAUAUAUAUAUUUAUAUAUUUCUCUACAUCUGUGUUUAAGGCGAUUUUUUUUGUCUUCUUUCAUUGUUCGUAAUGUGCCUUAACACCCUCUACCUUCGUCUUUACCCCUAUAUGUGUAUUAUGACGUAAUAAACCCAUCAAUUGACUUCGCCCUUUCGUAGGCUGUAUAGGCAUAUGCUCUGAGGAAGAGACAGAGAAAAAAAAAACAUCUGCAUGUGUUUAAAAAUUGCAAGAUUCUAAUUACUGAAUAAAGAUCAAACAAUAUUAUCAGUUUAAAUAAAUAAUAACUUGAAGAGCUAGAAGCAAAAUUGAACUUUGUACAGUCCUUGUCUCUUUUAAAUUGACCAGUGUUUGUUGGAUAUGAUAGAAAAGUGCGAGAAAUAAUGACUGCACAUAUCGUAUCAUAUCACAAUUCUCUAUUUAAUAGAUAGUUGAUACAGAAAUAUAAUCUGUUUAGUGUUUGAACUCCACAGAGUGACAUUGUGAUUUUACAGGCUACAUUGUUUAUUGCAUUAAUAGUCACAAGGAUUCUAGGCACAGGUCAGUUUUAACAUGGUUAGUUUACUUUGUUAUUUAUAAAAAGUACUCAACUCAUUUCAUCAUACCUCUCAUACAUGAAAUCAUGGUGAAAUCAAACUGGGCUCUCUCUAAAAUACUUACAGACCCACAUGGGCAUAUUAAAACAAAAUAGAAGGAACAAAAAAAAAAACAUGAAGUACUAGUCUAGAAUCAAAAAUAAAAAUUUUGCAGAG
This is a messenger RNA of Lytechinus variegatus (green sea urchin), 4972 nucleotides long. RefSeq names its product epoxide hydrolase 4-like. Gene Ontology annotation, molecular function: hydrolase activity. The record is from RefSeq and is a predicted model, not a curated record. NCBI's taxonomy places the organism in Eukaryota, Metazoa, Echinodermata, Echinoidea, Temnopleuroida, Toxopneustidae. The transcript has 6 exons. Bases 2209 to 3222 code for a protein of 337 amino acids.